GAUCCUGGCAGCGGCCAUCCUCCAGUAUCCCAGGAGGCUGUGCGUUUUGCAGCCACCAGGCCGAGCUCGGGGUGUAGCUGCAAAUUGGUGACGGUGGGUGGGAAAACAGAGCAGGCCGACGGUAACCGGGGAGAGCGUGGGCCGCGCGUGCUCCUAACUGGAGGAAGGAUUCUUUAAAUAGAGAUAAGUCCCCUGGACAAGUGAGCAUCGACCCGGCUGCAGCUUCCCCCUCUUCUCCACUCCAUCCCCGGCACCUUCAAUGGAAGCGGAAAAGAUGUCGGCGAAAAGCUUUCGCGUCAGCGACGGGGACUGGAUUUGCCCCGAUAAAAAAUGUGGAAAUGUCAACUUUGCAAGAAGAACAAAUUGUAACAGAUGUGGGAAAGAAAGAACAUGUGAAGCUAAACUCAUGAAGGCUGGAGGAACAGAAAUUGGAAAAACUCUUGCAGAAAAGAGCCGUGGCCUUUUCAGUGCCAAUGAUUGGCAGUGCAAAACCUGUGGGAAUGUGAAUUGGGCACGAAGAUCAGAGUGCAACAUGUGUAACACUCCUAAAUAUGCCAAAUUAGAAGAAAGGACUGGAUAUGGAGGUGGAUUUAAUGAAAGAGAAAAUGUUGAGUACAUUGAACGUGAAGAAUCUGAUGAUGAAUAUGAUGAGUUUGGAAGGAAGAAAAAGAAAUUCCGUGGAAAGCCAGUUGGACCCAAAACCAUCUUGCAAGAAGAAAUUGAAAGUGAAAAAGAUGAUGAGGAUGAUGAUGAGGAUGGGGAUCUCUCCAAGUACAAACUUGAUGAUGAUGAUGAUGAGGAGGAUGGUGAUCUCUCAAAGUAUAAUCUAGAUGCAAGUGAAGAUGAAAAGAAGCCUCCCAAAAGCAGGAGUCGCUCCAAGUCACAUUCAUCUCGAUCUUCUUCAUCUUCCACUGCUCAUUCCAGUUCAAGGUCCAGGUCCAGGACCAGAAGUUCUACCACUUCCAGAUCGAGGUCACGUUCCAGCUCCAGAGGUCAAUCUAGAUCACCCCGGUCGAAGUCAAGCUCUAGAUCACGCCGGGGAUCUUCAUCUCCAAGGAAGAGAUCUCGCUCAAGUUCUCGAUCAUCAUCAUCCUCUGAAAGAGGCAAAAAAAGAAGCCGUUCCAGGUCCUCAACCUCAAGUGGCCGCAAAAAAACUAGACGUUCUGACUCAAGAUCUUGGUCUGCAGAAAGGCGCAGUGGGUCGUCUUCUGGAUCCUCUCAUUCAGGCUCCCGUUCAAGUUCUAAACAGAAAUAGCCUUUUAACAUCUGCAGUUUUUAAAAAGUUCAGUAAUUUCUGGAAAAAUGCAUGAAACUUAUUUUAAAGUUAUUAGUGUCUUGAGCAAAUCCACCUGAGAUAUUGUGAAAACAUUAAACAAAAUUGGGCAACUGUUCUGAUGAGAUCUUGCUGAUGUAAUCUUAAACCAAUUGUUGCUUUUGAGUGUUGGAAUUGUAUUCUAGUCUAUUAAAUUAGUAUAUUAAGCCAUAAUUUCUUCCAUAUGGGGAAAACUGAUUUUGAUGAAUUUUAGUUACAAGGGCUGUGAAGGCGAGUGAGUUUUGAAGUGUACGUUAUGCUGUAGGUAUAGAGAUGUAUACAUUAUAAUGCAGAAGGUCUAAGUACAGGUCGUCUUUAGAGCAGGAGAAUCUUUUGAAGGUAUAAUAAAUUCUAGGGGAGUAUUUGUUCAAAUUACUUUACCACAAUGAAUCAGGAUACAGUAUUUGACAUAACAAUUUUGUUUGAUAUUUUUGUUAAAUCAGUUCUUAUAAGAAUUCAGAGCCUCAAUCAGGGCUCUCUUUAAGUUUUAUUAGAGAUCCUUAUGCUUUCCACAGGAAAUGCAGGACAGAGCAACUUCACUUUGACUUAGGAAAUCUGCAUUGCAAGCAAAUAAUGUAGUUUCCAGAAUCCUGGAACUCGAGCCAGUUUAGAUCCACUGCGCCUGCUGAUGUCUAUAAAAAUACACUCUGUGAUAUUCAACAAUAUUACAUACUUGAAAUUUAGAGGUGUUUACUGAGUUUUCACUAUACAUUUUUCCACAUCGCCCAAACUUCUUGUGCCUUGUGCUGAUUUCAUUGCAGCUUCUUACUUAGCGUAUGGGCAGAGAAAUUGCAGCAAUCAGCAUUCUUAUGAUCUUCAGUUCUGGGUUAGGUUCAAUUAUCUUUUAAUGUCUUAGAAAUAAAAAUCUACAUUUAGAAUUUUUUUGGUUGAGGGAAAAAAUGUGUAGAAUUCAUAUAACAUUGGCUUGUUCACAUUCCUCUUCGCAUUUUUAAAUCUGUUUUGGGCUGGAUGUAGGUGUAAGUGCCAAAGUGAAAAAGACUUAAGCAAUUUUGAAUGCAGUUUUUGGUGUACAUCACAGCAACUAUUAUUUGCUGUUGGUCAGUUGAACACAAAGCCACAACUCUUGUUCAGAAAUUAAUAAAUGUAAUGCUGUUGUGGGUAGGAUCUUCCAGGACAGAAUUACAGAUUCACUUUUGGGACUGACUGAAGAUGGUGAAUGGCUUUUGGUAGCUCCCUCAAGAUCUAAUCUAAUAAUGAGAAAGCAUUGUAUUUGCAUAUUGGCCGAUUAAGCAUAAAUGCCAAAAAUAUGGAAUAUUCCCAAUAGUUGAACCAUUAUUUUUUGAAUAUAAUAGUGCAUUUUCAGUCUGCGAGCUCUUUUAAUAUCUUUGAAGCAUUGGGUUUGGUGCUCAAAAAUUGUGGAUUUUUAAAAAUCCAAAUAUAAAUAAUGUAUCAGUUGUCUUCCAUCUUGAUGAAUUAUUAUGGCUUAAUAUACCUCUCAUCUUAAACCUGGUUACAGGAAAAUAAUUGCAUCGUCAAACAAAAGGUCUACUUUUCAGAACUCAUGGGAAUUUCAGCUAUAGUAGAUGGUAGAGGAAGGUAAGUAUACAGCAAAAGUUCUAACAUUAUUUGUACUUAGCUAUACAAAUUGUAUUUUUGGUGCAAAUGUGGACAUUGUUUAUAAUGGGUCUUUAUUUUCAGUUUAUUUUUGUUUGGUUAUGCAGGCACCAGAAAUCUUAGGCAAAUAAUGGUUGGCUUUUUCUUUUGAGGAUUUUGUUAUUUAAGUGGUCUAUUACUUAAGAUUUUGCAGUUUUAAUCUCUUUAACGCCUUCUUUCAGAGCCAACAUGUCUACACGUCCAUUUGUACUUGUAGCUCGUAUAAAACCAACUUGAGGAACAUGUGACCAAUAUUUAUUGCAGUGUUUUGGGAUUCAGCUCUGGAAAUAUUAGAAGAUCUGAUUUGUGCAGGAUUCCUCUGAAUGUAGAGUUUCAGUGUAACUUUUGUGGGCAACACAAUUUUCAUAGUGACAUUGCUGUCAUAGUUAAAUUUACAGGAUUACAUGAAGGAGUGUAAAUUAAUAGUGACUUUCAUUUUGUAUUUUCAAUACUUUCAAAGCCAGUUAAGUUCUACAAAAUUUUGUGUCUCUUUAAACUUUACCUAUAAUAGUCUCUGUCUCUAUUUCAAGAAAAUUUAGCUGAGGUCACUUAAUUUGAUCUAAGUUGGUAUGUUGAUCAGUCGUAAGGUUUGGAUUUUUUAAAUGGUCGAAGUGACAAUUAACUUAAGGUCAUCAGCUUGUUCAUCUAGCCCUGUGUAAUAGUUUUCAUCUGAAACAAGAAAACACUUUGUAGACCAUGUGUAUGUAAAUAAAUCUUCAGUGGUACGUUAUCCAAUGUCAUGUUCAAGCACCAAUAAA
Messenger RNA from Hemiscyllium ocellatum (epaulette shark), 3684 nucleotides. It is a transcript of the gene zranb2, whose product is annotated as zinc finger, RAN-binding domain containing 2. Gene Ontology annotation, biological process: RNA processing. The record is from RefSeq and is a predicted model, not a curated record. Bases 260 to 1255 code for a protein of 331 amino acids. The transcript is spliced from 10 exons. Lineage: Eukaryota; Metazoa; Chordata; Chondrichthyes; Orectolobiformes; Hemiscylliidae. Gene Ontology annotation, molecular function: RNA binding; lipopolysaccharide binding.